AUGAGACCGGGAGAAUCUGUGCAGGAAGUCGGCAGAGAGGUGUCGAUUAAUCUGCGUCUCCGCGGCGGCGGCAACAAGUAUCCAGCCAAGAGCCAUGCCAGGCGGGUGGCAGACAAGAUCAACGUUGCAGAGGGCAAAGGACUCAUUGUUCUCGAGGGUACGAAGACAGUGAACUGGCCCAACUCUGAUAUGCCCGCCCCAUUCCGACAGGAUCGAUACUUCUACUACCUCACUGGCUGCAACGAACCUGGCUGCUUCGUGACAUAUCACAUCGACCGUGAUCUUCUAACUUUAUGGCUUCCACCCGUCGAUAGCGAUCCCCGGCAUAUGCUGUACUAUGGUAGGGGAAGCACUGUCGCCGAAGCUCUGGAGAAGUACGAUGUAGAUGAAGCUCAUUACAUUAAGCCUCCUGCUCUGAAGACUCUCACGUAUCUGACAAUGGAUGACAAUGAGAUACACAACUACUCCAUAGUGUCCGAUGACACGCUGUCUGGACCUCAUUCAGAUCUCAAACCCUCGACGGUAAAGCUCCGUACAGCGAUCGACGCCUGCCGUGUGAUCAAGGACGAGCAUGAGAUCGAUCUGAUCCGGAGGGCGAACGACAUCACUGCAGCGGCCCACGUCAAAGUCAUGAAGGGCAUACACGAUUUCACAAACGAAGCAGAAGUUGAAGCGGCAUACAUGUCUGUGUGUAUAGCUCGAAAGGCAAAGGAGCAAGCAUAUGACCCCAUUGCCGGAUCAGGACCCAAUGCCGCUACACUGCACUACUCCGCAAACGUCGAAGACUUUGGAGAUGGCCAGACGAUUGUGCUUGAUGCUGGUUGCGAAGUCGAACGAUACGCGUCUGAUGUGACAAGGACGUUGCCCAUCAACAAGAAGCAUCCAGGUCAUUGGCCAUCCCAGGAAUCCGAAGACAUCUACAGUCUCGUUGAGGAGAUCCAGGAAUCAUGCAUAAGCCAGAUGCUGCCAGGCAACAAAUACAUCGAAAUCACCUGGCACGCUCAUAAAGUCCUCAUCGAGGGACUUCUGAAGCUCGGAAUCCUCAAGGGCGAUGCUCACAAGAUCUUCUCCGCUGGGGUCUCAACUGCUUUCCUGCCUCAUGGUCUCGGCCAUCACGUCGGUCUUGAAGUACACGACGUGUCACCGGUACCGCAUCCACCGGCAGAGCUGGAUGAUGUAGGAGCAGACCGGAGGUACGUGGCUUGGACUGAUGCUGCUUACAAGCAGUGGUCUCCCGACUCUAGUGCACUCUUACCGGGAACGAAUGCGGCGCAGUCAGAUGGAGCCUUCCACGGCGCGUUUCACAGAAGUGCGGCGCAACUCGCCAGUGUCGAUGCACCCUCUCUAGAACCCGGUAUGGUCGUUACUGUGGAGCCUGGCGUUUACUUUAACGAGCCUUUGCUAGAGAAGUUCCUGCAAGAUCCAAAGUUGAGCAAAUAUGUCGACAGGGAAGUGUUAAGGCGAUACGCUCCCGUGGGAGGUGUGAGGAUAGAGGAUGAUAUUCUGAUCACCAAGGAUGGAUAUGAGAAUCUGACGACUGCUCCGAAGGGUGAGGAGAUGUUGAAGGUCAUUCGUGAGGCUGCUGCAAAAAGAUAG
Messenger RNA from Fulvia fulva, 1596 nucleotides. RefSeq names its product putative Xaa-Pro aminopeptidase. Gene Ontology annotation, molecular function: manganese ion binding; metalloaminopeptidase activity. The record is from RefSeq and is a predicted model, not a curated record. Bases 1 to 1596 code for a protein of 531 amino acids. The transcript has a single exon. Lineage: Eukaryota; Fungi; Ascomycota; Dothideomycetes; Mycosphaerellales; Mycosphaerellaceae.